CCGAAGUGUUCAAGAAGAAAGAGCAGGGAGAAGACGCAAAUCUGUAGCCUGCCACAGCAUUCCAAGAGUUUCAACGGAUCGCCGCCCUAUGAAAAUACUGUCCGGGAACUAACUAGAUAGAUAAAUAAACAAAACGGCUUUUGUUCAGUCCCUGGCUACCAACCUAUGAAUGAUCAACUCAAUGCUGUAAACUAAGGUUAGCUCGAAAUAAAGACGACUGGAUGCGAGCGAAGGUUUUUUUCACGCCGUUUAAACUUUACUGGGCAGCUAGCUAACGUUAGCUGUCUUGCUACUACUCUAGUCCCUCUCACCAUGGCGGAAGGACCGUUUUAUGGAGGUUUAAAUAACGUUACCAACUUUGCCAACCCAAGAAUUAAAAAAUCUGUCACUGCCAAUAUCCCCUCAGCGAUGAAUUUGCGGAAAAAAGUUCGACUAAGUCAGCCGAGGCGGAAUAUCCACAAUCGGGUGGUUCUGGAGAAAGUUCUAGGCAUCACUACCUCCAGCAGCAGUGGCUUGGCCUGUGACCCCAACACUGGAUUGGUGGCCUAUCCAGCUGGGUGUGUUGUGGUUAUCCUGCACCCGAAGAAGAACAAACAGAGCCACAUACUCAACACCUCCAGAAAAACUUUCACUGCCUUGGCAUUCUCACAGGAUGGAAAAUACUUGGUCACUGGUGAGAGUGGUCACAUGCCCUGUGUGCGUGUGUGGGAUGUGGCUGAAAGGACGCAGGUGGCUGAAGUUCAGUGCCACAAAUAUGGGGUGGCCUGUGUAGCCUUCUCCACCAACAGCAGCUAUAUUGUGUCAGUGGGCUACCAGCAUGACAUGACGGUCAGCGUCUGGGAGUGGAGGAAAGGGACUGUUAUUGCCUCCAAUAAAGUGUCCAGUAGAGUGCUGUCUGUGUCCUUCUCGGAGGACAACAGCUACUUUGUCACAGCGGGGAAUAGACACAUCAAGUUCUGGUACCUGGAUGCGUCAAAGGAGCGACGGGUGAACAGCACGGUGCCUCUGAUUGGCCGUUCAGGGUUGCUGGGUGAACAGAGAAACAGCAUGUUUUGUGAUUUAGCAUGUGGUUUGGGCAACAUGGCGGGCAACACUUACUGUAUCACCAGCUCUGGACUCCUUUGUCAGUUCAACAGCAGGAGAUUGCUGGAGGCCUGGGUCGACCUCAAGACUUCAUCUGCUCGGUGUUUGACUGUGAGCAAGGACUAUGUUUUCUGCGGCUGCGCGGCUGGCACCGUCAGGGUUUUCAGUCCUCAGAACCUUCAUUACAUCACCACACUGCACCGCCCGCACUGUCUGGGGGUGGACAUCACACAGGGCAUCCAGCCAGGACACCUGUUUUCCACAAUGCCAGAGGCAGAGUAUCCAGACACAGUUGCCCUGACUUAUGACCCUGUGGCAAGAUGUCUGACCUGCGUGUACAAUGAUCAUAGUGUGUAUGUGUGGGACAUCCGUGACAUCAGGAAUGUGGGGAAGGUCUACUCUGCCCUUUACCAUGGUGGCUGUGUCUGGAGUGUGGAGACUUACCCAGAUGUGGAGGAGCUGUCUAGGCAUUGUCUUCCCCCUGGGUCCUUCCUCACUUGUUCCUCUGAUAACACGAUCCGGCUGUGGCACACUGACCCCCAGCAGACCCAAAGCCCCAGAACCAUGUACCAUCGCAACCUUUAUAGCCAUGACCUGAUGAAGAUUGUCUAUGUGGGGAAAGAUACACAGCACCUGCAGUGUGAGGGCGAGCUGGGAGAGGGCAGCAGCUCAGAUGCAAAGUCUGGGAUCAGAGUCCUGGGUAUUAGCCCAGACGGUCAGCACCUGGCUGCUGGAGACCGCAACGGCAACCUGCGUAUCUUCAGUUUGCAGUUCCUUGAUGAGAUCUUGAAGAUAGAGGCCCAUGACUCUGAGGUGCUGUGCCUGGAGUUCUCCCCAACUGAAACAGGGCUGCACCUGCUGGCCUCGGCCAGUCGCGAUCGCCUCAUUCACAUCUUCAACAUCGAGAAGGAGUACGAGCUGGUGCAGACCGUGUACGACCACUCCGCCUCCAUCACUGCUAUCAAGUUCACGGGUGUGGGCCCAGAUGUGCGCAUGGUUAGCUGUGGUGCCGAUAAGAGCAUCUACUUCCGCACAGCUGAAAAGUCCUCUGAGGGCCUGACUUUCUCUCGCUCCCAUCACGUGGUGGAAAAAGCCACACUUUAUGAUAUGGAUCUUGAUGCCGCACGCAACCAUGCUGCCAUCGCCUGCCAGGACAGGAAUAUCAGGGUGUACAACGUGAAGAGUGGGAAGAUGAAGAAGUGCUUUAAGGGGUCUGUGAGUGACGAUGGCACGCUGCUGAAGGUGCAGAUGGACCCCUCGGGCAUGUUCCUGGCCACCAGCUGCUCAGACAAGAACAUCUGCAUCUUUGACUACGAGUCUGGAGAAUGUGUGGCCACCCUGUUUGGGCACUCUGAAAUUGUGACUGGAAUGAGAUUUAGCCAGGAUUGCCGGCACCUUAUUACCGUGUCUGGAGACAGCUGUGUGAUUGUGUGGAGGCUGGACUCCCAAAUGACCAAUUCAAUGAGAAAGAGGCUGGCUGAAAUAAGGCAGAGAGCUGGGCUUCAGGGAUUCCCCAGGACCACUGCCAGGAACCUUCCGAUCAGGAGGCAGACCUAUAUCUCUGUGCCCCGCCCCAUGCUGGCACAGACAGGAGGGGUGCAGGAGGAAGAGGAAGAGGAUGCAGUCAUGAGUGGAGAAGAGCAGGAAGAGCACCCUAAGACUCCCGCCAGGGAUGACUCUGCACAGGAAACGCUUGACCCCAUGUUCUUGCAGACCAAUGGCAAGCUGCCCAUGUGGGCCAGGAGGCUGGGUGCAGCAGGGUCUUCUGCCAACCCCAUGGAACAGAAGGAGGUUGGCCCGUACCAGCCCCGUGGCCGCUGGGCAGAGCAGUCAGAUCCUGAGGCCAUCCGCUCUGUCCUGGAGACCCGAAGCUUGCAGCUGCCCCUCUCCCCUAGCCCAAAGAGAAAUGAGGAAGGCGAGGAUGAGGAAGGGGAGGAAGAGGAGGAUGAGUCUUGCUUCCACCCUCAGAGUCUGGACAGUCUCCUGGCAGAGGAUGAGGAAGAUGAGGAGGAAGAAGACGAAGAAAAGAUGGGGUUGAGGGGUGCUUUUGUGCCCGGUUUUCCGAGACCAGGCUUCCUGCCGCUGCCGGACGGCGAGGAGCCCUUCCCAGCGGGGCUGAGCUCUCCUGAAACGAGUGACUACGUCCUCUACCCCACCAACAGCACCACGCUCUCAACAGGUGCAGAGGGCGAUUUUGACGUGAAGGAGCUGUGUGAGGCCAGCGCAGUGCCCCAGCGGGAGGGCUGGGUCGAGGAGGAGCUUAGUCCCGACAGUGCCUGCUGUAUGGGCUCCACAGAGAGCCAGGCCUCCAACCAGGACCAGCCCCAGGAAGACACAGACUCCCUCAGUCAAGUGAGCUCAACGGGCAGCACCGGGUUGGAAGAGGAGGAGGAGGAACCGGAGACGCUUCUGCGCCAGCAUUUCGACACGCUGGCGGACUGCCUCGCCAGCACCGAGAAGUUUGACACAGACCUGCAGGACCUGCAGCCGCCCACCGAGAGCAUCUUCCUCAACCCCCGUCUCAGCAUCUCCACCCGCUUCCUGUCGCGCUUCCAGGGCCGCAUCGCUUCCAAGCUGGGUGUCGGGCUGGGCCUUCGUCCUGUGGCAUCACUUCCCGCCAGUAUAUCAGAGGAGGCGAUUAGCAGAGUGCCUAGCCUCGCUAAGACUGAGGCACCGCCCAGUGGCCCCCAUCCAGUGGUGCAACCCUCAGCAUCGCUUCCCCUGAGAGUCUCAGAAGAUCCAAGCAGUCGGGCACUCAGCCUUGCCAAGACUGAGGUCAGCUCAAAGCCUUCUGAUGGUUCUGCCACUCAAGAAGGAGGCAAAUACAGUGAAGUCACAGACAAGGCCCAGUCAUCACUGUCCAGCUCUCAGAGUGGAGGUCUGAUGUCUUCCCAGCGCUGCUCCACUCCCUCCGCCCAAAAACCACCCCUGCCUGGAACUGACAAAGACUCUGCGCCUCCUCAGCCCCACGCCCGCCCUCCUCGACAGAGCUACAUGUGUGCCACUGCCAGCUCCCGUGCCAAGAUGUCCCGUAGCAGCUCUGUAGGGGAGAACCUGAAUGUCUCACAAGCAGACGAGCAGUCCGGCAAGCCCGUCAGCCUGAGGGCUUCCUCCACCCAGGACCUGCAUGUAGACCAUGAGCACAAAGAGAACCUCCCUCCUCCAGCUAACCCUACCCCCAUUGCCUUCGCCAACACAGCCACUUCCUCUUCCGCUUUUCAGGCUCCUGUCAGCCAGACUCCUCCUCCCACUCCUCCGCCGGGCAACCACAGGGCCAGAGCGGCCCUCCACCUCGACCUGCCUGGGCCAGAUCGCGCCAAGGUGGCUUCUCCAUCCCCCUUGGCGCACAAAUCACGACGGCGCACAGUGGGCGUAUUCCAGCCCUCUGCUGUCGUAACGCCCACAGAGAUGAGGUCUUUGGGGAAAGAAACGAGGAGCUACAUUAGCACCAUUGAAGAAAGCAUCGCACCCAGAGACCCAGUGCGUACCAAGAGCCUGGCCUUGUCCAGUGCCUCCAUAACCCAGCAGAGUGAGACUGCCGCUAGUAGUCAGUCCCCAACGGUUGUGCAGGAGGAGUCUGGAAUCCAGGAGCCCCUCUCUUCAGUGGAGCAGGAGAGCUUGCCCUCUGGGUGUCUGUCCCCUUUACCUGGAGGAGCUGCUCCAGAACAACCCCUAGUGGAGUGCUCAGCCUCCCUCCAUGCAGAUGCUGUGAACGUGCCAGUGAAUCUUCAGGCUUGUAAACAGGUUGUAAAUGAACUGCAGCACUCAAUGAAGAGAGCUGUUAGUUUGUACAGCAAGCUCUCCUCCAUGAAAGACAACCCAGAGCAGCAGCUGCAGAUGAGGUCCAUCCUAACAGAUGCCUUCUCAGCAGUUCAAAGCGAGUUGGACAGUGUGUGCCCACAGAGCAGUCGCCCCCCUGGGAAGACUUCCUGCCCAUCAGCAGAGGAGUCCCCUGGGCGGCAGCUGAAAGAUGAGAGGACGGUGGCUCUGCUGGAGAAGUACUCUGAGAUGCUGCUGCGCAUUGCAGAAAAGAAGCUGGACUGUAGCUGAGAGCUGACGCCCUCUUUUUCCACCAACUUUGACUUUGUUCUGAUUCAUUUAUUCAUCACCUGUUGCUUAGCAGAGGCUCUUGUAUUUCUAACACUCUACUCUGUGAAUCCUACUUCCGGCACAUUAAUGGACAACGUAUACUGACAAGACAUUUCUCAUUUAUGCCUUAUGUUGAUGGAAUCUGGGAAAAUUCAAUGACUGACAGUUGAGCAGGUUGCCCUGAUUUACACCCCAUGAUCCUCUGCUCCUGGCGAUGGUUUCUGCUUAGGAUUCUCACAACGGUCUGUCUCCUGACUCAUGACCAAUUUUCUUAAUUCUUAUUUUUUAAAAUAAUUUAUUUCUCGCUUGUUUACAGACUGUAUAAAUGUGUUUUAAAUCUUUGUCUUUUUUUUGUUACUUAAUUUAUGGCCUUGUUUUAUUCUUGGUUGUAUCGGUUACUGUACAAUUCAGCCAGUUUCUUUGAGGGAGUGAUUUUUAGAUGGCAGUGGAGCAAGCUACAUCCAAAAUCUUGUGUAUC
Megalops cyprinoides (Indo-Pacific tarpon) is the source of this 5650-nucleotide messenger RNA. RefSeq names its product WD repeat domain 62 (gene wdr62). Gene Ontology annotation, molecular function: protein binding. Bases 313 to 5133 code for a protein of 1606 amino acids. The record is from RefSeq and is a predicted model, not a curated record. NCBI's taxonomy places the organism in Eukaryota, Metazoa, Chordata, Actinopteri, Elopiformes, Megalopidae. The transcript has 31 exons.